Molecule: messenger RNA, 889 nt
Organism: Eruca vesicaria subsp. sativa (arugula)
Lineage: Eukaryota; Viridiplantae; Streptophyta; Magnoliopsida; Brassicales; Brassicaceae
Source: the annotation of a GenBank genome assembly
ACCUCUUCCAGGAUUUCUUCUUUUAUUUAAUCUUCUUUAGUACUUGGAGAUUCACGAGAUUGUUUGUUGCUUCAUUCUAUUCUGGUUUGAUGACUAGUCGAAAAAACACACACUGGUGUAAUACUUGCAGACGAGGAAUCCGUCUUCAAGGACAAGACCUAAGAAGAGGAGGAGGAGCUUGCAUUCACUGUGGUAACACUUUUCUCGAAAGGCUAUGUGAGAAUGUUGAACUAAACCCUUUUGAUUUAUUCGGUUUAGCAAUCGAAGAAUCUCGUAACCGUCGCGUCAACAAUAGAAGAAGACCGGUUCUUGAAAACCAACUGAGUUUUCAAGAGUUGUUUAACCGGCUCUCAGCACAAGACCGACGUGGUCCACCUCCAGCUUCACUAACCGUGAUCAACUCAAUGCCAAAGAUCAAGAUCAGGAAGAAACAUCUCGGUUUGGAUUUGUGUUGUCCGGUUUGCCAAGACCGGUUUGAGAUCGGAUCGUUUGCAAGAAAGAUGCCGUGUAAACAUAUGUACCAUUGGGAAUGUAUAGUCCCGUGGCUAGUCCAGCAUAAUUCUUGUCCAGUGUGUCGCAAGGAGCUGCGAGAAGAUGGGAAUAUUGGUCGGAAGAAUCCGUUGUUGUAUCUAUGGCCGUUUACAUCCUCUGGUUCGGCUUCAGAUUAUAGUGGACCACCUUUUCAUUGAGAUGCUUGUGCCUCAAACUAUGAAGUAUGGAAUACUUUUAGGUGAACUGUUUUUUUUUUUGGUGGAUUGUUGAUUUAAAAAUUCGAGUAUGUCGAUGUAAAAAGGGAUUGUUUCUGUUAUUUUCAGUUACAGAGUUCGUUACUCUGUUUUUAUUUACAGAGGAUUUACAAUGACCGGUUAAUUAAGUACACUGAUUACAC